AUGUUGUCAGAUGUAUUAGAAGAUUAUGAUCAAAUGACUUGGUCCUCUAUAUUUGAGGAGAUACGUCCCUCACAAAACAUAGUUUAUGCAUUAGACCCAAGAUUUUUACAUAAAUUACGUAAUAUCUGUAUUAUUGCUUUAUCUGGGAAUAUAUUAAUGAAUAUUUCGAUGGUACUAUGUAUAAUUUUAGCUAUAUCUGAAGAUAUUCUAUUUCCAAAAAUUACAAAAACAAUUUUGUUCAUUGUACUUGCUACUGCAUCAAUUAUUUCUUCAACAAUUUUAUACAAAGAAUAUAAGAUAGUUAAAACUAUUAUUGGUGAGUAUCCAGAAAUUCCCUUUAAAUCUAAAAUUUGUCUUUAUAUUAUAUGCCUUAUUAUGGGGUUUUUUGGUAGGAUUGGUGAUGCAUUAGAUACAUGCUUUUUAUUAAGUCUCUGGUUUAUAUCCAUCAACUAUAGUUUAAUUAUUUAUCCAAUAUUUAUUUUUUCUAAUAUAGUAAUCAUAGUUAUUAAAUUUCGUAUGAUUAUAACAUUAUUUUUAUCUAAUGAUUUAUUUAUAAUUUCUAAACCUUCAACUUUUUUGUCACUUUUCAAAACAGCUAAUAUGGAUAAUAUUGAAGAUUAUGAGCUGGAAUCUAGAAAUAGAAUAAAUGAGGAAGAGAUAGAAAUGUCUGGAAUCUCUACUAAUUGUCAACAUAAUGUUAAUAAUUGUAUAGAAUCAGUUUCAAAUAAUAGAGAUGAUAAUGAAAACAAUACUAGACAUGUAUUAUACAAGUGUAUUAGAAGAUGUAAAAAAUUGUUUGUAGAUGAUGAUCUCAAUAUGUAUGAAUAUAAAGAAAAUAAUAACAAUUUAACAGGUGGAAUUAUUAAUGUUGAAUCUUCUAGUAGUUCUUAUCAAAAUGUCAAAGUACCAUAUACAAUACGUCCCUAUAAGAUUCUACAAUUUUCAGAUACACUUCAUAUAUUUCAUCUUCAUUUAAUUCACAAUAUUUUCCGUGACUUUUUUGUAGUUCCAAAUCAUAUUGAAGCUCAUGACUUUAAUAUUUCUUCUUAUUUUUUAUGGAAAUUAUUUACUAAUGAUGCCUUAUUAUUAUUAUUAAAGCUUAUAGUUUUGUGUAUUACUGGUGGAUAUAAUAAUUGGUUUCUUACUAUAUCCAUUAUAUUUACAAUAUUAUAUAAUAUUCCUAUGUUUAUUUAUCUUCAUAUAAAUGAAGCAGUUAUCCAAGACAUAUGCCAAGAAUAG
Cryptosporidium muris RN66 is the source of this 1239-nucleotide messenger RNA. RefSeq lists its product as uncharacterized. The transcript has a single exon. The coding region runs from base 1 to 1239 and encodes 412 amino acids. The record is from RefSeq and is a predicted model, not a curated record. Lineage: Eukaryota; Apicomplexa; Conoidasida; Eucoccidiorida; Cryptosporidiidae.